Messenger RNA from Sardina pilchardus (European sardine), 910 nucleotides. It is a transcript of the gene pttg1, whose product is annotated as PTTG1 regulator of sister chromatid separation, securin. Gene Ontology annotation, biological process: chromosome organization; homologous chromosome segregation. The record is from RefSeq and is a predicted model, not a curated record. The coding region runs from base 166 to 729 and encodes 187 amino acids. Gene Ontology annotation, cellular component: nucleus; cytoplasm. The transcript is spliced from 6 exons. Lineage: Eukaryota; Metazoa; Chordata; Actinopteri; Clupeiformes; Clupeidae.
GCGGAACAACAGCGAUGCAUUUCUGUUAUUGAAUGGUGACGGUAGAAGUGUCUCUCUUUCUCAGAAAUACAAGGCGAGUCAGACCGUGACCGUACAGGUUUUGUCUUCUGAAUACGUCGGAUUUUUCAUUUUAACUACAGUGUUUGUCACUUGACGUUAAGAGAGAUGAGCGCACUGCUGUUUGCCGAUCAGGAGAACGUGGGGCUGAGGGUGCCUCCCAACAAGGAUCGCCUGCGACUCAAGUCUGCACCUGAGCUCCAGGGAGGCCGAGUGUUCAAGACUCCGUGCGCACCUUUCACCCCCCUGCCGCGGCCUGCGCUUGGCUCCAUUAGGAAGGCCACACACACACACACACCCCUGAGCAGCGGCACACACACCCCCAACGUGCGCCUGCAGAGAGAUGCCCUUCUGCGUUGUCGUGAGAAGGAACCCCAGCAGCAUGUGGAAGAUGAAGAGCCGGAGAAGAUGUUCCCCUACAGUCCUGACGAGUUUGAGCAGUAUGACCUGGCUGAUGUGGUGUACCUGGGCUCUCUUCCCCUUGCCGGAGUACCACGGCUGCCAUGGCAACCUGUGAUUCCAGAGACUGAUGAAAUCACCUUGGAGCCGUGUGAACCUCUGGCCCCCUUCUACUCGGAGGAUUAUGCAACGGAGUUGGAUGAUUUCCUGCUGACGAUUGACGAGCUGAUCGUUGACCUCCCGCCCCCUCCAGAGGAUCCGCUCGACCUUUGACCUCCCGCCCCCUCCAGAUGAUCAGCUCGACCUUUGACCUCCCGCCCCCUCCAGAGGAUCAGCUCGACCUUUGUCCUCUGCCAUGGGGGGGGGUUGAGUGUACAUUUGUGGUUUUGGCCUCUGUCUUCCUGUUGUGAUCUUGUACAUUGUGUGAUGUGUUCAAUAAAGUUCCCUCUUUUAA